This is a messenger RNA of Prorocentrum cordatum, 929 nucleotides long. The record is from the annotation of a GenBank genome assembly. Lineage: Eukaryota; Dinophyceae; Prorocentrales; Prorocentraceae.
AGCUCCGCCGGCUCAAAUCCGUGGAAAGGGACUCCUCCGCCUCGCCGACCUGAGUCGACCGCUGCGCAGCAAUGGCCCUGCUUCGGAACGCGGCGAGGAUCGCGCGCGCUGGGCUGCCGCUGGCACGCGGCGCGCCGGCCGCCUCCCCGAUCGGCUCCGUGCGCUGCUUCAUGGCGCCGUCCGCCCCGCGCCUGGGGCACAACCUGGAGGACCACUACGACAUGGCGGAGUUCAUGUGCAAGAUGCACAGCCCGCUCGGAGAGUACCUCGUCUGGGCGCUGAUGUUCAGCACCUUCGGCGUCACCUUCGUGCCGAUGCUCCACUCGAACUACUACUUCACGGGCCGCUUCCUGCCCAAGGACCAGGGCAACACCCAGCUGUGCGACGACAGUUGGUAGGACCCGUGCAGCGGCCGAAGGACUGAGGGCACCGCGGGCACGCGCAACGGUUUGGUGGACGCGGGCCGUCCACACGCACCCGUCCUGGCCACGCCGAUGCCCAGCCAGGGGUCCGUGCACGGCAGGUCCGUGUCGCGUCGACGCGGCAAAGAGCCCGCCGCGGGCGUUCAAGGGUCCUGGAGAUCCGACGGCGCAUGGAUUCACAAACUUGGGCAUGACGUAUGGCACUGUACGUGUCCUUUGCCUCCUCUACCCUCCUGUGCGCUGUAGCAGAGCGAGCCUUGCUGUCCCGAGGCAGCGCGUUGCUGCCUGUUUCGGCCAGCCGGCAGGGCACACCUCGCGCGUAUUUGUUCGCAGAUGGCAGAUGGUAGCACCACAAGCCUGGCUUCGUUCGAUCAUUCCUCUCUGGUCCCUUGGCCCGCGUCAGCAUCUGCACCUGCAUAUUCCGCUGCAAGCGGGCGGGAGGCGCCGGAGAGCGGCCGCGGAGGAGGGGGCCCACGGGGCGCGCCGCGCCGGGAGCGCGCGGCUCCC